AUGGAUCCCCGAGCCGCACGCGCCCCGGCGCUGAGGCUCCUCGCGCUGGGCGCGUUGCUGUGGCCCGCGGCGCGCGCCUGGGAGCUCACCAUCCUGCACACCAACGACGUACACAGCCGCCUGGAGCAGACGAGCGAGGACUCGAGCAAGUGUGUCAACGCCAGCCGCUGCGUGGGCGGCGUGGCACGGCUUGCCACCAAGGUGCACCAGAUCCGCCGCGCCGAGCCCCACGUGCUGCUGCUCGACGCCGGCGACCAGUACCAGGGCACCAUCUGGUUCACCGUGUACAAGGGCACCGAGGUGGCGCACUUCAUGAACGCCCUGCGCUAUGAUGCCAUGGCACUGGGAAAUCACGAAUUUGAUAAUGGUGUGGAAGGCCUGAUUGAUCCACUACUCAAAAAGGUCAAUUUUUCAAUUCUGAGCGCAAACAUUAAAGCCAAGGGGCCUCUAGCGUCUAAAAUUUCAGGACUUUAUUCACCAUAUAAAAUUCUUCCAGUUGGUAAUGAAGUUGUGGGGAUUGUUGGAUACACUUCAAAGGAAACCCCUUUCCUCUCAAAUCCAGGAACGAAUUUAGUAUUCGAAGAUGAAAUCGCUGCAUUGCAACCUGAAGUAGAUAAGUUAAAAACUCUAAACGUGAACAAAAUUAUUGCACUGGGACACUCUGGUUUUGAAGUGGAUAAACUCAUUGCUCAGAAAGUGAAGGGCGUGGAUGUGGUGGUGGGAGGACAUUCCAACACGUUUCUCUACACAGGCAAUCCACCUUCCAAAGAGGUGCCAGCAGGGCAGUACCCAUUCAUAGUCACUUCUGAUGAUGGACGGAAGGUUCCUGUGGUCCAGGCCUAUGCUUUUGGCAAAUACCUAGGCUAUUUGAAGGUUGAGUUUGAUGAAAAAGGAAAUGUUGUCACUUCACAUGGAAAUCCCAUUCUUCUCAACAGCAGCAUCCCAGAAGAUCCAAACAUAAAAGCAGACAUUAACAAAUGGCGGGUAAAAUUAGAUAACUAUUCGACCCAGGAAUUGGGGAAAACAAUUGUCUAUCUGGAUGGCACCGCUCAGUCGUGCCGCUUUCGAGAAUGCAACAUGGGCAACCUGAUUUGCGAUGCUAUGAUUAACAACAACCUGAGACACCCGGAUGAGAUGUCCUGGAACCACGUGUCCAUGUGCAUUUUAAAUGGAGGUGGCAUCCGGUCGCCCAUUGACGAGCGGAACAAUGGCACGAUUACCUGGGAGAACCUGGCUGCUGUGUUGCCCUUUGGAGGCACCUUUGACCUGAUCCAGUUAAAAGGCUCCACCCUGAAGAAGGCCUUCGAGCACAGCGUGUACCGCUACGGCCAGGCCACGGGCGAGUUUCUGCAGGUGGGAGGAAUUCACGUGGUGUACGAUAUUUCCCGAAACCCUGGGGACAGGGUCGUCAAACUAGAGGUUCUUUGCACCCAGUGUCGUGUGCCCAGUUAUGAGCCUCUCAGAAUGGAUAAGGUGUACAAGGUGAUCCUCCCAAGCUUCCUUGUCAGUGGUGGAGACGGGUUCCGGAUGAUAAAAGAUGAAAUGAUAAAACAUGACUCUGGUGACCAAGAUAUCAAUGUGGUUUCCGGAUACAUCUCAAAAAUGAAAGUGCUUUAUCCAGCAGUUGAAGGUCGGAUCCAGUUUUCUGCAGGAAGUCAUUGCUGUGAAAGUUUUUCUUUAAUAUUUCUUUCAGUUUUGGCAGUGAUCAUUAUUUUAUACCAAUAG
Molecule: messenger RNA, 1725 nt
Organism: Budorcas taxicolor (takin)
Lineage: Eukaryota; Metazoa; Chordata; Mammalia; Artiodactyla; Bovidae
Gene: NT5E
Product: 5'-nucleotidase ecto
Exons: 9
Coding region: 1-1725 (574 amino acids)
Biological process (GO): AMP catabolic process
Cellular component (GO): plasma membrane
Molecular function (GO): nucleotide binding; metal ion binding; 5'-nucleotidase activity
Source: RefSeq, a predicted model, not a curated record